Molecule: messenger RNA, 5736 nt
Organism: Oncorhynchus nerka (sockeye salmon)
Lineage: Eukaryota; Metazoa; Chordata; Actinopteri; Salmoniformes; Salmonidae
Product: glutamate receptor ionotropic, NMDA 2D-like
Exons: 14
Coding region: 58-5736 (1892 amino acids)
Biological process (GO): excitatory postsynaptic potential; long-term synaptic potentiation; monoatomic ion transport
Cellular component (GO): NMDA selective glutamate receptor complex; plasma membrane
Molecular function (GO): NMDA glutamate receptor activity
Source: RefSeq, a predicted model, not a curated record
UGCCGCCGUCGCUGCUCUGCCCACCGAACUGCGCCCCCCCCCCCUCCCCUCCCCCCCAUGGCAGCCAAGCCCGCCCUCUCCCUCCUGUUGGCCGUGUUGGCCUGCACGGGGCCCGCCCGCUCCUCCCCUCCCCUCUUGCUCCGCCCCCGGGAGAGAGAGAGGGACUUGGGUGUAGUCAACAUCGCUGUGGUCCACUCGGGCUCCUCCCUGCUCCCGGAGACGGCCGCUGCUGGGGGAACGGGCGCCACGAACGGGGGUCCUCAGGGGAGGGGGGCCUCGUCGUCAUUGGCUAUGGUGGCGGCGUCUGCGCCACUGGCUUCUGCUUCAGCGGCUCUGGUGGGCGGUAGCGUGAUGACGCAGUAUGGUCCAGCCAACGUGAUCUACCUGACGGUGAACGAGAGCAGCCCGGCGAGCCUUCUGCUGCAGCUGUGUGAGCUGCUGGCCACUACGCCGCUCCAGGGGCUGGUGUUCGAGGAGGAGAGGCCCCCGCCACCCGACCAGGCUCCCCUGGCCCCCAUGCUGGAGUUUGUCUCGGCCCAGACCGGAGUGCCUGUUGUGGCCGUGGGAGGAGGGGCCGGCCUGGGCAGGGAGCCACAGGAAAGCGGCUCCAUCUACCUCCAGUUCACCUGCUCCACAGCCAUGCAGCUGGACGUGGUCUUUGAGGUGCUGGAAGAGUUCGACUGGACCUCCUUCUCCGUGGUGGCCACGCGUCACCACGGCUACGAGGACUUCCUGGCCAUGGUGGAGGCACUGACGGACGGAUCCUUCAUCGGCUGGGAGAAGAAGGGCGUGGUCAUGCUCAACGUCACCGACGACCCGGGAGGGACGCGCGCGAGCAGGCUGCUCAAGGAGAACGAGGCGCAGGUGCGUCUCCUCUACUGCUCCCAGGAGGAGGCCGCUCUGAUCUUCAAGGCGGCCUGGGCCUCGGGUCAGGCCGGACACUCCCACAUGUGGUUCGCCGUGGGGCCAGCCCUGUCCGGCCUUGGCCUGGAGGGCCUCCCCAAGGCCCUGUUCGCAGUGCGGCCACAGGGCUGGAGAGACGAGCCCCGUCGGAGGAUUGCCAAAGGGGUGUCUGUGCUAACCCACGGAGCCAUGGCUCUGAGGAAGGAGUACGGCUGGGCCCGAGGGCCACACUACUUCGCAGGCAACUGCCAGACAGAUGGCAACCAGACGCAAAGGGUGCCAGACAGGAUCAGGUUCUUCAGUAACAUUACGCUGAGUGGCCGGGACUACUCGUUCAACAGUGACGGCUACCUGUCCAAUCCAGUGCUGGAUGUGAUUUCCUACACCGAGGGGAAAGGCUGGGAGGAGGUUGGCACGUGGCAGAACGGUGUUCUGGAUCUCAUCAUUCAGCCCUUUUCACGCUACGGCUCCUUCCUCAAGCCGCUGGAUGACACCCAGCACCUCAAGGUGGUCACCCUGGAGGAGAGGCCCUUUGUCAUUGUGGAGCCAGCCGACCCAGGCACCAACUCCUGCAUCCGGGACUCGGUGCCCUGCAGACUACCGCUCAACAUCACCAAUGUGCCGGUGGAUGAGAAAUCGUCGAAGCACUGCUGCAAAGGCUUCUGCAUUGACGUCCUCAAGCGAUUGGCCAAAAUAGUGGGCUUCUCCUAUGACCUCUACCUGGUGACCAAUGGCAGACACGGGAAGAGGGGGAGUGAUGGGCAGUGGAAUGGCAUGGUCGGGGAGGUGGUUUAUAAACGGGCCGACAUGGCCAUUGGCUCCCUGACCGUCAACAAGGAGAGGUCGGAGGUUGUGGAGUUCUCCGUGCCCUUCGUGGAGACAGGCAUCAGCGUCAUGGUCUCCCGUAGCAACGGCACCGUCUCGCCGUCGGCCUUCCUUGAACCAUACAGCCCAGCUGUGUGGGUGAUGAUGUUCGUCAUGUGCCUCUCCGUGGUCGCUGUCACAGUCUUUAUUUUCGAGUUCUUCAGUCCCGUCGGCUACAACCGCAGCCUGCAAAGUGCAAAGAAGACAGGGGGCUCUAAAUUCACCAUAGGGAAGUCUAUCUGGCUGCUGUGGGCGUUGGUCUUCAAUAACUCAGUGCCUGUGGAGAACCCCAGAGGAACCACCAGUAAGAUCAUGGUGCUGGUGUGGGCCUUCUUUGCGGUCAUCUUCCUGGCCUCCUACACGGCCAACCUGGCAGCCUUCAUGAUCCAGGAGGAGUACAUCGACACUGUGUCUGGCCUCAGCGACAAGAAGUUCCAGCAGCCCACUGAGCAGUACCCCCCGCUCCGAUUUGGCACCGUCCCCAACGGAAGCACAGAGGAGAACAUCCGCAGCAACUACGCCAACAUGCACAACUUCAUGAUCCGCAACAACCAGAAGGGCGUGGAGGAGGCCAUCGACAACCUCAAGACUGGUAAACUAGAUGCCUUCAUCUAUGACGCGGCUGUGCUAAACUACAUGGCGAGGAAAGACGAGGGCUGUAAGGUGAUGACCAUUGGCUCGGGCAAGGUGUUCGCCACCACGGGCUACGGCAUCGCCCUGCAUAAGAACACCCGCUGGAAACGCCCCGUGGACUUGGCCCUCCUGCAGCUGGUGGGAGACGACGAGAUCGACAUGCUCGAGCGCCUGUGGCUCUCGGGGAUCUGUCACAACGACAAGAUUGAGGUGAUGAGCUCCAAGCUGGACAUCGACAACAUGGCGGGGGUCUUCUACAUGCUGCUGGUGGCCAUGGGGCUCAGUCUGCUGGUUUUCGCCUGGGAGCACCUGGUGUACUGGAAGAUCAGGCACUGCCUGGGCCGUUCCGGUGGCAUGGACUUCCUAUUGGCUCUCAGCAGGGGUAUGUACAGUUGCUGCAAGUUUGAAGAUGAAACCGUCUCUGGAGGCCUCCGAAACACACUUCCCCUUUAUCAGAGUGUUCCCACAAUGCCGCCUCCACCCCAGUCCCACAUCUCAGCGGCUGUAACCUGUAACACCACUCUUGCCAUGAUGCAGCAGCAGCAGAGGCAUCAUCACCAGCAGCAGCAUGAGCACCAGCAGCAUGAGCAGCAGAGGCAUCAUCACCAGCAGCAUGAGCAGCAGCAGCAGCACCAGCAGCAUGAGCAGCAGCAGCAGCAGCAAGCAUACAGCAUGUUUCCUGCUGGAUCUCCUCCAACUACAGGGCACUCUGCAAUGGCCCUUGGGCCAUCAAACAGUCCCCUUUUGGAGGGUCCUAUGCCGUGCUCCACUUUUCUGCCUCGCCAUGACCGCAGAUUGGCUGUGGUAGACCGCUGGAACCGUCCCAAGCCCGGCACGGACAAGCCUAUUGGUGGCAGCGGUGGGAUCCCAGACAUGGCACAGUUUCAACAGGGCUUGCCCCCUCACUGGGCUGGGGGAGCCAGUGGAGGGGACGGUAGUCUGGAUGAAUACAAGCGAUACUAUGGCCCGAUCGAUCCAGAGGGCUUAGGGGCAAAUGCUGACCCACAAACAGGUGGCUCUCAAACCCCCAAAAUGAACCAGAGGGGGACAAAGUCCUCAGGAAUGCCACGGCUACCUUCUAAAGGACCGCCCCCUGGUCACUUAAUGUCCAAGCCCCCUUUACCGCUCCCCUCAUCCCCACAUCCACCGCCAUUUUGGAGAAGAGGCAGCCUCCCGAAAAGAAAGGGCUCCGGGGGGCCUCUGUAUGAGAACAUCCUCCCCUUGGGGAGAAGAGGGGGAGGGCGCUACGGAGUAAGGGAUGGAGGUGGCAGGCGAGGCCGUCGCCCUCCCCCACUCCCAUUGCCUGUCCCUGUCGCGUCCCCUGCCCUCACUACCCCUACCACUCCCUCUCACUCCGCCCUCUACACCUCCAGCUCCUGCUCCUCCACCUCAUCCAGUUCAUCCUCGUCCUCAUCCUCCGCCUCCCCCUCACGCUCCAACUCCCCCUCAUCCUCCACCAUCACAUACACAUCGUCCCAGAGUUUUAAGUACAGGGCUGGCAGUAGGGAUGUUGAGGACGUCUAUGACUCUGAUGAGCUGACAGAGGAGUCUAGGCUCCUGCUAGGACGGAGAAAGGGCAAAUCCCGACGCAUGUCCUCUCGCUCACUGCCUUGCAGUCCGCCCCCUCCGCCUGUACCACCCCGCAAGCCUCGUCUGCAGUAUGAGAGAGAGAGGGCUGGGAGCCAGCUAGCCCAGCUGCAGGAGUGGUGGGCCUCCUGGGGCGAGAGAGAAAGACGCAGUGGAACAGGAACCAGGGCCGAGGGGAAGGAGGAGAAACGGCAUCACAAAGAGCGAGAAAGGGAGAGAAAGAGGAGGAAGAAAGGCCGGAAGAAAAAAAAGAGAGAGGAGAAGGAGAGGGAGCGGGAGCGCAAGCGGCGUAAAGUGAAGGAGAAGAAGAAGAAGAGAGAGGACAAGGCGAAGAGAAGAGACCGGGGCAAGCGGUCAGAGCACGAGGAGGGAGGUGGUGAGCAGAGAGGGCAGCUCAAAGCGAUAAUGCAAGAGGCCUACUCCUCCUACCCGGCUCCGAGGCGUGACUCCAUGAGGAAAAAGAGUGAAGGUUCUAUCAGAAGUUACGGAUGGGAUAUUCCAAGGGAGGAAGAGAGGAGGGACAGCGAGGACAAGGCAAGAGAUGGAGAGGACACUAGAGGCAAGGAAAGGCACAGAAGUCCUUACUCUCGCCACAGGCAUGCAGGUAGGCCUUCCAGUUCCAGCAAGCAGUGCCAGAGCCCCAGAAAACCCUCAACCGCUGUCAAGUUCUGGGGAGCGGGAAACCCAUCGUCAGAGAUUCCUUCGUCUGCAUUUCUGCCACUGAUCCCUCUCUCGUCCAGGCGCAGGAGUAAGGGUUCAGGUAGAGCGGUCCUAGGGAAAGAAGGGGAGACGCGCCCCCUGUUGGGCGGGAACGAGAGAGUGGAGGUUCACUCCAAAGAAGGUCUGUCGUUUCACGAGUGGGACUCCGAAGAUGAGGAUGAAGAUUCCGAGGAGGAAAGGAGAAAAGUGGAGCAAGAGAAGAGACACGAAAGAAGACGAAGGACCGCAUCAGAGUCCGAAAGGGAAAGUGAUAAGAUGGUGGGCAUCUACUCAGACGACGACGGCUCCUCGGGAGAAUUUGGAAAGUUCGAAAGGUACUGGGAGGGUCAUGAGGGUCGAGCGGUUGGGGGAAUAGGAGGGGGAGGCUGGUUUUUCGGCACUUAUCCCGCCAGAGAAAAAGCCGGCAGCAUAAACAGUAGGGAUGGCUCGUUAUUGGGCCGUGGGGAGGGAUGGGGCGGAGCAGGGGGAGUAGGGGAAGGUGGCUGGGGAUCAGGGAGGAUAGGUGGUACACAGUGGCCUCCACCUCCAUUGACACCACCAGCUCCUCGAAGAUACUGGUCCGUGGACAAGCUUCCUGUGAAGGAGGAGAAGAAAGAGAGACGGAAGGACAAGGACAAAGGGCGAGGUGAUGUGGCUUGCAACUGCCAAUCUGCCCUCGAACAUCAACACGCUCACUCUAAAUUGGCCAAGGUGAGCUCCCCUAGCCAGGAGGAACUAUUUCUACACUGUCAAAGCUUUGUGACCAGCGCCAAUUCCAAACGGCAUUCCUUCAAACCCGACCGGACCCAGAAUCAACCCAAAUCGGGAAGCCAGUCCAACCUCAGCAUCCAGCGGACAGACCGCAUUCGGCAGCCUUCUACAUCGCAGCCGUCUUCUAUGGCUUCUGCUAGUGCCAAACUCCUGUACCAGAGACUGCGCUCAGUGCCUCCGCCCCAAAGGUUACAGUCACCUCACCUGCCCCUCAAGGCCAAGAGCCUCUGCUCACGGAGGGGGUCUGCACACUUCUCCAGUGUGGAGAGCGAGGUGUGA